AUGUCCGCCUCGAUGUCCACCGCGGUUUUUGCCGCGCUUUUCCAUAUAGUGGAACCAGACUUAGGGUCCUUCAAGAAAAGAACGCCAAUAGUUAAAAGGCCUCUUGAUGGCAGCACGCAUGCGUGUACAACUGAGCAGUGCGGUGGAGGAGUCGGCCGUAACAUCGCAGAGGCUCUGUGGAGACUCACCGGAGGCCGAGCCAAGCUGCUCACAGCUGUUGGUGAUGAUGCUGACGGGCGGUUUUUGCAUAACAUCGCACCUGGAUUAAUACUUGAUGGUUGCUUCACGAAAGAAUCUUCCACCGCAACAUACGCUGCAAUAUUUGACAAGAAAGGAGAGUGCACCAUCGGCUUGGGUGACAUGGAAGUACAUAGACAUAUUUCGCCAGAAUUGAUAAACAAACACAUCGAGAUAUUGAAAAAUACACCGCUCAUUGUAAUUGACGGCAACAUUCCACAAAACACCAUGGAGCAUGUUCUGGAGCUAAGCCAGAAAUACCAGAAAAAAGGUAAGAAAUUUUUUUGUCUAUGUUUGAUGCCCCAAUGGGACUGA
Molecule: messenger RNA, 552 nt
Organism: Pieris macdunnoughi
Lineage: Eukaryota; Metazoa; Arthropoda; Insecta; Lepidoptera; Pieridae
Source: the annotation of a GenBank genome assembly